Messenger RNA from Sorex araneus (European shrew), 1217 nucleotides. RefSeq names its product ERCC excision repair 1, endonuclease non-catalytic subunit (gene ERCC1). The record is from RefSeq and is a predicted model, not a curated record. Gene Ontology annotation, cellular component: ERCC4-ERCC1 complex; nucleotide-excision repair factor 1 complex; nucleus. Gene Ontology annotation, molecular function: damaged DNA binding; single-stranded DNA binding. The transcript has 10 exons. Gene Ontology annotation, biological process: UV-damage excision repair; nucleotide-excision repair; mitotic recombination. Bases 197 to 1198 code for a protein of 333 amino acids. Lineage: Eukaryota; Metazoa; Chordata; Mammalia; Eulipotyphla; Soricidae.
UCCAGGGGCCCCCGUGACGCCCGGCCGCCCGCGGGGCGCCCAAGAGGCCCCGGCGAGUCCGAGCGUCGCCCGCCGGGCCCCCCCAGCGUCGGACUCUGGGGCAGACGCACCGCGCCCCCUGCCGGCCGCCUCGGGGAUCGCAGGCGGCGCUGAACCUCGACUCUGUUCCCACUCUCUUCGCCCACCUAUUUUCUAAAUGGGGAAACUGAGGCCAGCCGAGCAAACGAAUGGGAAGGGGGGGCCCUCACCAGUCUCCAGGCCCCUGAAAGAUCUAGGGAUGGAUGAGGAGGGUGUGCAGCCAUCCCCAGGGCCACCCCCCAGGAAGAAGUACUUCAUUCCCCUGGAUGAGGAAGAGAUCCCUCCGGCCAGGGCUAAGCCCUUGUUCAGAUCCACCCGGAACCUUCCCAGCACAGACCCCUCACCUGCGCCAGCCCCCCAGAGCUAUGCAGAGUAUGCCCUCUCGGGGCCCCCUGAAGUGCCUGCGCCCACCCGGCUGCCGGCAGCCCCCGAGCUCCCCACGGCAGAGCCCCCCAACCAGGCGCCCAAACCCGCCGCCAAGUCCGGCAGCAUCAUCGUGAGCCCCCGCCAGCGGGGCAACCCCGUGCUGCAGUUCGUGCGCAACGUGCCCUGGGAAUUCGGCGAGGUGCUUCCCGACUACGUGCUGGGCCAGAGCACCUGCGCCCUCUUCCUCAGCCUCCGCUACCACAAUCUCCACCCUGACUAUAUCCAUGAGCGGCUGCAGAGCCUGGGGAAGAACUUCGCGCUGCGGGUCCUGCUGGUGCAGGUGGAUGUGAAAGACCCACAGCAGGCCCUCAAGGAACUGGCCAAGAUGUGCAUCCUGGCCGACUGCACCCUCAUCCUGGCCUGGAGCGCCGAGGAGGCGGGCCGCUACCUGGAGACCUACAAGGCCUAUGAACAGAAGCCCGCAGACCUCCUGAUGGAGAAGCUGGAGCAGGAUUUCAUCUCCCGGAUGACCGACUGUCUCACCACCGUGAAGUCAGUCAACAAAACGGACAGCCAGACUCUCCUGGCCACUUUUGGGUCUCUCCAGCAAGUCAUCGCAGCCUCGAGGGAGGACCUGGCCCUGUGCCCGGGCCUGGGGCCCCAAAAGGCCCGGAGGCUCUUUGACGUCCUGCACGAGCCCUUCCUGAAAGUGCCCCCGGACCCUGCUGCCAGGGAGUGCCCGCUGCAGCAAUAAAGCACUUGUGGGGCCUGUC